AGGCGACUCGCCUCUCCACCAUACAUAACGAAAAGAAAUUGGCUGAAGAGGAGGCUGUUGAUUUAUUCAAAUAUUUCACAAAAAAUAAUGAACAAGUGUCUAAUGCAGGAUCAGCCCUCUCUGCCUGCCUAAACGAUAAUAUGAGGAUUGACUUUUUGAGGUCUCUAAUAACCCCUACGCCUG
Messenger RNA from Dentiscutata erythropus, 183 nucleotides. Lineage: Eukaryota; Fungi; Glomeromycota; Glomeromycetes; Diversisporales; Gigasporaceae. The record is from the annotation of a GenBank genome assembly.